AUGGCCUUGCGUGUUGAUUAUGAAGGAAGCCACGAUGUUGGUGUGUUCACAACUUUGACAAACAGUUAUUGUAUUGUUGGGAUUGGAAACACUCAGAACUAUUUCAGUAUUGUUGAAGCUGAAUUAUCUGACGUCAUCCCAGUUGUCCACUCCUCCAUCGCUUCCACUAGAAUUGUAGGAAGAGUUACAGUAGGAAACAGACAUGGUUUACUCGUUCCCAAUGCCUCAACCGACCAAGAGCUCCAGCAUCUCAGAAAUUGUUUACCUGAUGAUGUUAGAGUUCGCAGAGUCGACGAGAGACUUUCAGCUCUCGGAAAUGUUGUGGCUUGCAAUGACCAUGUUGCCAUCGUUCACGCUGAAAUUUCUCAGGAAACCGAAGAGGCUAUCGCAGACACUUUGAAAGUUGAAGUCUUCAGGAUAGCUUUGGGCCAGAACAGUCUUGUCGGAUCUUAUUGUUCUUUGUCAUCCAACGGUUGUCUUGUUGCUGCUAGUACUCCACCUGAGACACAGCGUGAAUUAGCUGCUCUUUUACAAAUUCCUGUCGUAGCUGGAACAGUAAAUAGAGGUUCAGAACUUAUUGGAGCGGGUCUGUGCGUUAAUGAUUGGACUGCCUUGUGCGGAUUGGGUACUACUUCCACUGAAUUGUCGGUUGUGGAAUCUAUCUUCAAGCUCGGAGAGCAAGGGCAACCAUCAACCAUCAGCAAUCAACUCAGAGAUACUCUUAUUGAAAGUAUGUUAUAA
Auanema sp. JU1783 is the source of this 741-nucleotide messenger RNA. NCBI's taxonomy places the organism in Eukaryota, Metazoa, Nematoda, Chromadorea, Rhabditida, Rhabditidae. The record is from the annotation of a GenBank genome assembly.